Messenger RNA from Myripristis murdjan (pinecone soldierfish), 1809 nucleotides. RefSeq names its product tRNA aspartic acid methyltransferase 1 (gene trdmt1). The record is from RefSeq and is a predicted model, not a curated record. Gene Ontology annotation, molecular function: methyltransferase activity. NCBI's taxonomy places the organism in Eukaryota, Metazoa, Chordata, Actinopteri, Holocentriformes, Holocentridae. The transcript is spliced from 11 exons. Gene Ontology annotation, cellular component: nucleus. The coding region runs from base 258 to 1415 and encodes 385 amino acids.
CUUUUUCUUCCUGGUACAAACCAUGCUAUCUCCUGUGUAAAAUCAGCCCGUAGUGAUUCCUGUCAGGCAAGCCUACCUCAUAGACUAUAAAUAUAAAAAUAUACAGUAUGUGGCUCAUCCCUACACGUUAACCUGACAAAAUACGCCGGGGGCUGACUUUACCCACGAGCCACCGUGCUUCGCGUGUUCGUCUGGCUGGCGGAGCACACGCAGUGUGGAGCUAGCUAGCUAGGAGCUAGUUUUUAGCCUGUGUUGUGAUGGGGAGUUUGAGGGUGUUGGAGCUGUACAGCGGCAUAGGCGGCAUGCAUUAUGCUUUAAAAGAGAGUGGCGUACCUGCCCAGGUGGUGGCUGCAGUGGAUGUCAACACCAUAACCAAUCAGAUCUACAGCCACAACUUCCCUGACACGCCUCUCUGGUCCAAGACCAUUGAGGGACUAACACUAGAUGACUUCAACAAGUUAGCCUUUGACAUGAUUUUGAUGAGCCCUCCUUGCCAGCCUUUCACCAGAAUAGGACUACAAGGCGACAUCUCUGACCCCAGAACCAAGAGCUUCCUCUACAUCCUCGAUCUUCUGCCAAGGCUGUCUAAGAUGCCCCACUUCAUCCUGCUGGAGAAUGUGAAGGGCUUUGAGACCUCCUCUGCCAGGGAAUGUCUGGUGAAAACACUGAGGGAGUGCGGAUAUACUUUUCAGGAGAUGUUGAUUUCACCCACAUGCGUUGGGCUCCCAAAUUCCAGAUUGCGUUAUUUCCUGAUUGCCAAGGCUUCUCCAGGAAACUUUUCAUUCCAGACACACUCAGAGAUUUUAGACGGCUUCCCGCCUCCUGUUGAGAACGAUGCCUCAGAUCUGCCCGCAGGGUCAGAUCCUUUGUGUCCAAGCACCUGCCAGCAGGAAGAGGACGUGGAGGAGGGCGGCUUCUUGUAUAAACUAGAGACAGCGAAGGAAGUGCGGAGGAAGUUAAAUCAGAACAGCAAUCUAACGGUCCGGCAGAUUCAAGACUUCCUGGAACAGAGGACAGAGGAAGAGAUGGCACGCUACCUCCUGCCUCCCAAAACUCUGCUGCGCUACGCGGUGCUCAUGGACAUCGUCAGGCCUACCUGCAGGAGAUCUGUCUGCUUCACCAAAGGAUAUGGACACUAUGUGGAGGGAACAGGCUCAGUACUGCAGUCCUGCGUGGAGACAGAGAUGGAGAGUGUGUUUAAAGGUCUGGACCAGCAGCCUGAGGAAGAGAAGCUCCAGCGGCUAUUGAAGCUGAAGUUACGUUACUUCAGCCCCAGAGAGAUUGCCAACCUCAUGGGUUUCCCCCAAAGCUUCUCUUUCCCAGAGCAGAUCUCCACCAAGCAGCAGUACCGAGCUCUGGGGAACAGCCUCAAUGUCGUGGUGGUUGCCAGGCUCAUCCAGCUGCUGGUCUCUUAGCAUGUGGAUGGAAUGGACUUCUUCUUCUCCUGUGGUUUGGGCAGUGUAACGUCCCUCCAGUGGCUGAGAGUAAUGGCUGUGAUGACCCUGCACGUCAUCAGAGUUGAGAAGAACUUCCUGAUUGGUAGGGACGCCUUUAUCAAUGACAAACGGAGCUUGAUUCAGUGUGUGGCUCAGUUAGCUGCACUGCACUCUCAGGACAUAACAUGUUUUAAAGGGAAGCAAAACAAGGGUCCCACAGAAAGCACAGAAUGAUGGAGAUAUUUUUCAAGAGAAGAAAAAGAAAAUACAUAUUGUUUUGAAAAUGUAUGUACACUUGUUAUGUAUUUUAUUAGUUUGUGUUAUAACAAACUGAUUUUCUAUGGCAAAUAAAUAAUAAACCAUUGGUACAUUG